AGCACCCAAAGCAGGAGUAUAGGCGAGAAGGUGAAAAAUUAUCUCCACCACCAGAUUAUUUAACGUACUCUAGAAGGAGAACAAGCGAAGCAGCUCCAGCUUCACCCCCCGGAUCUUAGGCAGUCGCGACAGCCAUUGCCAUGUCGCGCCUUAUGGGGUGCGCCUGAAAUCUAGUUGAAGCUGCUGCUUUUCUCGGCAACUUUACCUCUAGCGUUUUAUCGUAGUUGUCAAGAACAAUCUGUAUUAUUAUUUGUCACUGAGAAUACAAGAAGAGCCAAAUAAAUAAUGUCGAAAGCCAACAAGGCCGCGUCUUCGGACAAACCGGUGCAACUUCCACGAAACGAGAAGGGCGGCAUUCUGAUCGGGGAGAAGGAGCUGAAAGUCGCAUGGGACUUUUUCGACCAGAAGGGCACCGGGAAAAUAUCCGCGCACGAAAUCAAGAAGAGACUAGCGGUGUUCUACAAGAAUGUUUCGGUGAAGGAAAUCCGCUACCUGCUCAACAACCAAUCGGAGAUAACAUUUGACGAGCUGUAUAGAUUCCAACCACUUUUUUGUUCUGCUUCUACAGCCCUUUUCUAUUUCGAAACUUCAAUUUUCGCUCCUGCCUCAUUCGAUUGUUUUGCAUGAUGCACGGUGGAGCUGCAGCUGCAUUCAUCGUUUUCUUGCAUCAGAAAAUUGCAAAUCUUCCCCAAAUUUUUAUUUCGUACACAUGACUAGCAAAUAAAAACUAAAACAUAAAUACAGCCGAGAUCUUCUGAAAGACAACACACUCAAGAACGUCGACCCAGUAAAGGACGCGUUUCGAGUCUACGAUCCAAACGACACGGGAGAAAUUGACAUCGGGGUAUACAUUAUUCAGUAUCAAAACUCGGCAGAAGCACGUACUUAGUGUUAGUACCACUAGUGUCAGUGAUCUUGACUGCUUUAGUAUCGCCUCUCCAUGCCUGGCGUGCAUUCAUGUUCAGUUCACGCUGAUGAAAUUUGUAUUGCGCGAUAAAAAAACUAAAACGAGCAGGUAAUCCAGGAAUUGUUUCAGGGCUUGGGAUUCGGAGAGAUAUCAGACGAAGAUGCGCAGUUCAUAAAGGAAAUGGCGGACGCCGACGGGGUACUAACGCAAAAAUUACAUCAAAUAUCUGAACCUUGAACUCCAUCAUGAUUACCGUUCUUAUCCUCUACUUUUCGUUUUCAUAUGCAAGGCUAUAGGCUGCAUGACUUGUUGCCGGCGUCAGAAAAUCAUUCAUCAAGAACAUGAAAAACAAAAAAUCAACAGGAUGGAAGAAUAACGCUAGAAGACUUCCGGCAAAUGGUUCCAUUUGGCAAGGUGCAGAAGCCCGUGACCGAGCCCAAGAAGGAAGAGCCGAAAAAAGAAGAGCCGAAGAAGGAAGAGGCGGCGUGAGUUUGUGGCUGUCUCAUUUCACUGCUCCUUGUUGAGCCUGCACUAAUACUUGUAUCAAGCGCUUUUGAUGAGCUUCACACACUCCUUCGCACACUGGUGGAUCACCAUGAGAGCUGCUGUGAACCCCGCAAGUAGCUGGGCUAGCAUUUAUUCCUCGUCGGUAUUCAACGGAAUGUGCCCUGAAAUAUUCAACUUUCGUUGAGAAUAAAGCGAAGCUUCUGCUAUGCAGUACGGAUGAUACGAAAGAUUGUUUUGGAGUGAAAGCUAAAUCAAAGAAACG
Amoebophrya sp. A120 is the source of this 1676-nucleotide messenger RNA. The record is from the annotation of a GenBank genome assembly. NCBI's taxonomy places the organism in Eukaryota, Dinophyceae, Syndiniales, Amoebophryaceae.